ACUGUCAAUUGACAUUUCGAACAAAACGAAGGAAGCACAGGGAAAAACACAUACACAAGCGACACAAGAAAAGCAGACAACAUCUCAGCAUAAAGAAAGACGAUAUAAAUCCUAAAAUACACAAAUCCCUUUCGCUCGGUUUGGCUCCAUAUCCUGCUCCAUCUACAGUCGUCCCACAGAGCCCACCUGCCCACCAGCAGUGAGUGUCAUAUUGUUGUGAAAAACACACACAGGGGGGAAAAACAUCAUUCAUUCAAGAAGGAACCGUGUCCGCCACAGAAACGCCUGGCGCCUUCCUUCCUUCCAUUCGAACCAGGAAAUGUGCUGUCCGGAUCACAAGGAAAACCCAACACAUCCGUAGAGCAUGAAAAGCCUACGUUGUAGCAAUCGUCAUCGACUAACAACAGCUGCUUACCUGUCUGCUGCUGCCGCUGAAGCGCAGUUGGCUAUCUGCUUUGCUGCACGCGAAAUUGCUGUCCGUUGAUUGGCUCUGUGUGUGAUUGGCAAACGAAAAUCUGCACAAUUCUUGUUCCGUGUGUUUGCUGCGCCUACAAAUUCACCCGUUGUAAAAAAAAACCACGUACCGUCCAGAUACUGAUACUAAGCGGGAUUCCAGAGUUCCCUCUCAGUUGAAUCAGAUUUGUUCCCGUUCAAACUGUAAUCGUGCAUCGUGCAAGAGUGUGCCCCCUUCCCAUUGACGGUUUCUGAAAAAAAAGCCUCCCUUUCAGACGACAAUAUUACUCCUGUGUAGAAUACUCCUCCUCACACAUUAGCACACACACCCACAUCGCCGUGCGGUAUUCAGUCUCGGAACCCACGUACCCGCACGCAAAAUUGUUCCCACGCGUGCGUAUGUGUGCGUGCGUCUGAGCCGGAGCAGGUGGUUGAAUGUGUGAUGUUCUCAAACGGGCUUCCGUGCAAUUUACCAUUCCCUAGCUGUCUCGGUGUGCCAAAGGAUAGUGGAAGCGACGAGCUGCUGCCGACGAGCAUGGGAAGCCGCGAACCCGUCAUUCUCAAUGUGUACGAUAUGUACUGGAUCAACGAGUAUACCACCUCGAUCGGCCUAGGUGUGUUCCAUUCGGGUGUGGAGGUGUUCGGUACGGAGUUUGCCUACGGUGGCCAUCCGUUCCCGUUCACCGGUGUGUUCGAAAUAUCGCCCCGGGAUCACGACGAGCUGGGUGACCAGUUUCGGUUUCGACAAAGCAUUCAGAUCGGAUGUACAGAUUUUACCGAGGAAGAGGUGCGACGCAUCGUAGAGGAGCUGGGCAACCAGUUCCGUGGCGAUCGGUACCAUCUAAUGAACAACAACUGCAAUCACUUUUCCGGCGCAUUGACACAGAUCCUUUGCGGCCAGGAAAUCCCUAGCUGGGUGAAUCGGUUAGCACACUUUAGCUCGUGCGUACCCUUCCUUCAACGCUGCUUACCAAAAGAAUGGCUAACGCCCAAUGCCUUACAACAAUCGAUAACCGCCAUACAGGAUCGUGACUCCGAUUCGAGCCCAUUUUGAGAGUAGCACCGUACGGCGAACCGUAAUGACGAUACCUCUACCACUCCACCACUCUACUUCUCUAAUGUGUACCCUUUUCCAACCAAACCCACAGAGGAACCGUUUUUUUCCUUUAAUUUAAAAUUAAGCUCCGCAGCACUAAGGGGCCCGUUACUUGCCGAUUCUCGAUACUUUUCGGUUAAAAACCAGGUUUUUGUUUUAGGAUGAGUUUUAGGCUCUUUUAACCUUCUGAUUAUGAUAAGCAGUAAGAGAACUUGACCACCCGGGGAACGAUUAAAAUUGGUAAAGGGACAAGCAUCGUUUACUUUACCUUCUGCAAACAUUGGUGCAGAAAUACGGCCUAUACGUUUGAGAAGAACUCCUACCCGUGAUCGUUAGCGUUGUAUUGUUUUUUAACAGUUUAACAUCUUUUACCUCCACCGUCAUUUCACAGAUUUCAUUAGAACGAAAAGAAAAGAAACAAAAAACGACGAGUGAGAAGAACACCAUUCGCCCUGUUGAUCCUCAUUUUUGAGUUGUUGGAGAUUGUAAAGCAAGUGUCCACAUGGUUAACACAACGUGAGGGCAUUCGUUCGCAAGUAGAGUAAUUUUGUGCACUAAAACCCCCAAUUUUACCCGGAACCGUAGCAGCAGCAGCAGUGUCCGUGUGGAGUACGGCAGCUACAACAAAAAAAACCCUCGUCUUCAGAAGUAAAACAGUAAACGUAAAACAAAAACUCCAUAGACUGUCGAAAGAGAUUGCGUUUUUUGUUGUUGUUUUGUUUUUAGGAAGCUCUCAUCAGAUAGGAUAAUGUUAAUAACCAAAAACAAAACGAAGAAGAUAUUACUUUGAUGAUUCUCAGCAAAGUCCCCCUAUCCUUAGUUUAUUCGGGAAAUUGAACUGAACCGUGUUGGUUGGUUUGUUAUAGUAGCAAAUCGUGUAAUAAAACUGUGUAAAUUAGUUCGAAAACCCCUCCCGACAACCCCCGAGUGUGGUCGGAUGUGAGGUAAAGCUUUAUGGCGAGGACGAAAGACGACAGAAGGUAACUACUAACGCAAAACCACAAAUAAUCUAAAAUCGUUACUAUAAAAGAGAAAAAUACUACCUAAACUAAGAAGCAACCAGCUGUUUGUUGUGUGAGAGAAUACUACUUACUAAUCGCGAUAGUGUGGUGUGUGGCAAGGUGAGACAGGAGGAGCGUAUUAAAAAUCGAACGUAAAGAAGUAAAGGAAACACAGCAUAAAAGUAGACAAAAAAAAAAAGCAGAAGAGGUUAACUAAGCGGUCGUCCCACGGUCUUGGCAUCGGGGACCGGUGCGAUAUAUAGAUAUUUAACAUACACCGUCAACUUACGAACUUUAUAGAGUGAUGCAUAGAGUAUAGUGUGGUAUGGUUUUUGUUUUUUUUUUUUGCGGUCGGAAGACGACGGACCUCCAUCAUCGUCCGACGCGCGUUGAGCUACCAGCGGAUCAUCGAUCGACAGAUAAUAAUCGUGUUAACGGGGGGGAAGAUUGGGGACGGACGGACGUAACAGAUCUUUACAGAGUUUAACUAACUAAAACCUACUCCACUCGUUCGGGGGUUCCUCCCCAAGCAAUCCCCAACUCCAAUCAAAGCAAACUCCAGCCUCCAGUGUAGAGAAGAUCGAGCGAGAUGUUAUUCCAAAUUGUUCUGCCAUAGGAUUUAAGCAACAGCAGCAGACAGGCAGGCAGGCUGGUAUUGAUAUUAUUGAAGCACACACACACACACACAUACACAAACCAACAGGACAAAACACCACAAAUGUACCGGAGAGGACACUAAGAGCUGACUGACUUGGUUGGCUGGCUGGCCGGGGGGCAGAGAAAAAAGUAUUAUCUUACUCCUUUUUUUUAUCUACUACUAAGUCCCGCAACACCACGUCUCACUACGUUUGGUCCGGGGCAUUAUGAUCAUUAGUUAUCCGACGGCCGGGAGUAACAACAUGUGUCCAGCUAAAAGAUAUUGCAGAACAUUACACAAACAAGCAAACAAUCAGAAGUAGUAGUUUGUAGAACGAAACGAAACGAAAUGGAGAGGUCGGUAGAAAAUGUGUCUGUGUUUCACUGUUUGUGUUUUUUUUUUCUACUGAUAAUACUGAUAUUCAGUUACACGUUUUUGUGUGUGCCUCUUUACAACCUGCCGAAGCGGGCUACAGCCCAACUGUUAUAGAAGGAAAAAAAAACCCAAAAUGGCCCCCACGGACAGUAGCGCUAGUAACAUACUGUUUGCGCUCUCACUCACUCUCUUUCUCCUUCCUCCAGCAACCUACUAGCAAUUAGUAAGUAAAGUCAGGUUAUAAGUGAGACGAACAAUGGAGAGGCGGUGUAAUACAAACAAACCAAACCACUCAAAA
Molecule: messenger RNA, 3860 nt
Organism: Anopheles stephensi (Asian malaria mosquito)
Lineage: Eukaryota; Metazoa; Arthropoda; Insecta; Diptera; Culicidae
Product: deubiquitinase DESI2
Exons: 7
Coding region: 896-1507 (203 amino acids)
Biological process (GO): protein deubiquitination
Molecular function (GO): deubiquitinase activity
Source: RefSeq, a predicted model, not a curated record